This is a messenger RNA of Lotus japonicus, 2946 nucleotides long. RefSeq names its product G-type lectin S-receptor-like serine/threonine-protein kinase At1g11300. Gene Ontology annotation, molecular function: protein serine/threonine kinase activity; ATP binding. NCBI's taxonomy places the organism in Eukaryota, Viridiplantae, Streptophyta, Magnoliopsida, Fabales, Fabaceae. The transcript has 7 exons. Gene Ontology annotation, biological process: recognition of pollen; protein phosphorylation. The coding region runs from base 140 to 2668 and encodes 842 amino acids. The record is from RefSeq and is a predicted model, not a curated record.
UGAAUAUUGUGUUCUGGACUCUGGAGCAAGCUAGAAGUUUUCAUUGCAUCCCAUAGGCAAACUUUUAGAUGAAAGUCACAAAUCUUACAUUUGGAUCAUAUUCCAUAAAUCCAUUGAUCUUCACCUUUUCAUCUGAGAAAUGGGUUUCAACAGCUGUGCAAUUUUGUUCUCUAUGCUGUCCAUACAGUGUUGUUAUUUGUUAAAUAUUGUUAUUGCUAUAGACACCAUCACCUCAUCUCAAUUCAUCAAGGAUCCUGAAACUCUAAGCUCCAAAGAUGGUAACUUCACCUUGGGGUUCUUUAGCCCUGGGAAUUCCACAUACCGCUACGUUGGAAUUUGGUGGAAAUCUCCAUCCACAGUCAUAUGGGUGGCUAACAGAAACCAACCACUGAAUGAUUCUUCUGGGGUUGUCACAAUAUCUGAAGAUGGAAACCUUGUGGUAUUGAAUGGACACAAAACACUCAUUUGGUCAUCAAAUGUUUCAAACACAUCCAACAGAACUAGGUCCACGUUUUCAGGUUUUGGUAAACUUGUCCUUUUGGAAACCACAAAAGGAAACAUCUUAUGGCAUAGUAUACAGCAUGCUUCAGACACAAUACUACCAGGUAUGAAACUUACAAGCAAUGAAACAAGAAGAAGUGAGAAACAUAAACUCACAUCAUGGAAAAGUCCUUCUGAUCCUUCUUUUGGGAGCUUCUCUUCUUGGAGUGUCAAUCGCCCAUAUAUGCCUGAAGUGUUCAUUUGGAAGGAAACAAUACCAUAUUGGAGAAGUGGACCAUGGAAUGGAAGGGUCUUUACAGGGAUACAAGGGAUGGAAUAUGCAUAUGUUAAUGGUUUUUAUGGUGGAGAUGAUGGAGAAGGAAAUAUUGAUAUCUAUUAUAUAACAAGAAAUGAGUCGGAACCAGUGAUCUAUAAUCUGAAUUGGCAAGGCCAGUAUCAAGCCAAAUGUUGGGAUGAUGAGAAGGAUGAAAUGCGAAUUUUAUGGACUAGCCAAGAAUCAGAGUGUGAUGUGUAUGGUACAUGUGGGGCAUUUGCAAUCUGUAGUUCUCAAAGCUCACCAAUAUGCAGCUGUUUGAGAGGGUUUGAGCCCAAGAACAAAGAGGAGUGGAAUAGUCAAAAUUGGACUAGUGGGUGUGUUAGGAGGACAAGUUUGGAGUGUGAUGGGGUCAACAAUACUAAAACAAAUGCUGAUGGGUUUCUGAAAUUGGAAAUGGUUAAAGUACCAGAUUCUGCAGGAGGGUCACCUGUUGAACCAGACUUAUGCAGAAGCCAAUGCUUGGAGAAUUGCUCCUGCAUUGCAUAUUCUCAUGAUGGUGGGAUUGGCUGCAUGUCUUGGAAUGGAAAUCUACUUGACAUACAACAAUUCUCAGAAGGAGGACUUGAUCUAUAUGUUCGCGUAGCCUACACAGAACUUGAUCAUGGGACAAACACAACAAUCAUCAUCACAGUUACAGUGACAGUAGGAUCUAUCAUAAUUGUUGUUUUUGCCUAUAUUAUGUGGAGAAGAAGGGCUUCUAAUCAUCCAGCUAAACUGUGGCACUGUUUUAGAUCAACAAGGGGAAAGAACAACAAAGCUUUCCCUCUAUUUAAUGAAGUUGGAACAUCUGAAGAAUAUAAAGAUGACAACAUAAUUGAAGAAUUGUCACAAGUUAAUCCCAAGGAGCUAAUACUAUUUGAUUUUGAAAAGGUUGCAAUUGCCACAAACACCUUCCAUUUUUCUAACAAACUUGGACAAGGUGGUUUUGGUCUGGUAUACAAGGGGAAACUGCAAGAUGGUCAAGAAAUAGCAGUUAAAAGACUUUCUAGAGCAUCUGGACAAGGGCUAGAAGAAUUCAAGAAUGAAGUAGUGGUACUUUGUAAGCUUCAACACCGCAAUCUUGUAAGACUUCUAGGUUGCUGCAUUGGAGGUGGUGAAAAGAUGUUGAUAUAUGAGUACAUGCCAAAUAAAAGUUUGGAUGCAAAUAUCUUUGAUCCAUCCAAAAAUAAAGCCUUAGAUUGGAGGACACGAUGUGGCAUAAUUGAAGGAGUAGCUCGAGGAUUGCUUUAUCUUCAUAGAGAUUCAAGACUAAGAAUCAUACACAGAGAUUUGAAGCCAAGUAAUAUCUUGUUAGAUGAGGAGCUGAAUCCAAAAAUAUCAGAUUUUGGUAUGGCUAGAAUCUUUGGAAGGAGUGAAGAUCAGGCCAAUACAGGAAGAAUUGUUGGAACUUAUGGUUACAUGUCCCCUGAAUAUGCAAUGCAAGGACUGUUUUCAGAGAAAUCAGAUGUCUUCAGCUUUGGUGUUCUGAUACUAGAGAUUGUUAGUGGGAAAAGAAACUCAAGCUUUUAUGACAACGAGCAUGCUCUCAGCCUUUUAGGAUUUGCCUGGAUACAAUGGAGGGAAGGCAGUAUCUCAUCUUUAAUAGAUCCAAGCAUGUAUGAUCCCAGUCAUCAGAAGUCUAUUAUAAGGUGCCUACAUAUAGGGCUUCUGUGUGUGCAAGAACAUGCUGUGGACAGACCAACUAUGGCUACAGUGAUUUCUAUGCUUAAUAGUGAUGUUGAAAUUCUUCCUCCUCCAAGUCAACCAGCAUUCAUCUUGAGGAAGAACAUGUUGAGUUCAGUGUCAUAUGAAGAAAGGCAUGAAGUAUCUUCCAUCAAUACAAUCAGCUUGACUGACAUCUAUGCUAGAUAGUGUCCACUUUGAUCCUUGCUUGUGUAUUUUCUGAUGUAUCCAAUUUAACAAAGAUCAAUUGUUAGUGUUCAUUCUUCUUAGUAGACUAGAGGGUAAUAAUGGCUUACACAUGGUGCUUUAAAGUGUGCAAGAAGAGCUUGUAAUAGAUAGACAACUCGAUCUGGCCUGGCACUUGUGACUUUGUAAAUCUUCAUUGUCCAAGGCAGUGUGAUUUAGCAGAGCUGUCAAUGUUUAAUGCAUUGUCCUCUGAAAAUAGUAAGAAUAAGCUUCAACAAUAA